Brassicogethes aeneus is the source of this 4040-nucleotide messenger RNA. The record is from the annotation of a GenBank genome assembly. Lineage: Eukaryota; Metazoa; Arthropoda; Insecta; Coleoptera; Nitidulidae.
AUGUCCCUGCCUUUAACUAAUUUAAAACUGGGCACUGCAGCAAAUCUACGCAAGGAGGUUAUCCGCAAUAAAAUCAGGGCUAUUGGAAAAAUGGCCAGAGUAUUUUCUGUGUUAAGAGAGGAGAGCGAGUCAGUUUUACAACUCAAAGGACUUACGCCAACUGGAGCGCUACCUUUGGGAGCAUUGUCUGGUGGAAAAACUAGUCUCAAAAAUGCGUUGCAGGGAUUCUCCCCGAACCACAAGAUUACGAGUUUCGCCGAGGCGAAGGGACUGGACGCGAUCAACGAGCGCAUGCCGCCUAGGAAGGACGCGCCGCCCUCGCCCGCCGAGGAAACGCCGCAGGACCAUAAUCACACCCAAUCCAAUGCACACUCGUGAGCUACACUCAAAUAGCAACGCAUCACAAACGCCAACUGCGCAGGGUGUUACGUUUAUGGUUCAGUGAUUCCCGAGCAGUUGGGCUCACACCUCUUUACAUAUUACAUCUUUACUAGUUACUAGAAAACAACAAAAAUAUUAAUCAUGGACGACAGGCUCGUCUUAAUAAUAACAAUACGUCUGGAUCAAGUAGCUGGUCUGCUUCCUCUUUCUGUCGUACUACUUACCUACUACAUACGCUGAUCGUGCCUCGCUCUUGCACACUGCUCUCUACUGCUAACUUCUAACCUAAUUGAUAAUCGUGCUUUUAUUAUUAAAAAAAAUUAAAUGUUGUUGAGAAUUUAAAUUAAUUAUUAUAAUUCGGAGUAUUCUCUAUUGUCCGACUACAUUCCAUAUCUACUGGGUUUUUUUGAUUAUUAAGAUUCCAGCACUGUGGGUUUAGGGGCCCCAAACAUUUUUGUCCUUUUAUUAAUGCAUCAGAAAAUUUUUGAAGAUACGCCUCACACUAUUAUCGUGUAUUUUUGUAAAUGUUAAGUCAAUGUAAAUGUAAAAAAAAAUGAAAAAUUUGUUGUACCAGUAGAGUCAGUAGUGUGAAUUUGAAUAUAGUCCUAAUAAUAUCCAUCAUAAAACCAAGGGUAUUAAGAAAAGUAUUAAAAGAGCCAUAUAAUUCUCUAUAAACCAACGCUCUCAAAUCUUAAUCCCCGUGGUCCAACAAAACGACCCAUUUUCAAAUCAAAUCGAAUCAAAUCACUAUUACUAUUUCUAAAACGUACUUAACCUAUAAAAAAAAUACAAAAAAAUGUCGAGAAUGACUUCUUUGCUUGGUAAAAUUUGACGAGGUUUGAAAACGGGUCGUUUUUCGUUUGUAAUCCUUUGAAAUAUUAUUAAAAAUGUAUGUCGGUCGGCAGUGUGAGACAGCGAGCUGGAACUGGCUGGUCGCACGUGUUGAGUGAUAUAAGCGUGCCAUACCCUUUGACACCUGUUGUCGCAACUCCAUCACUUAAGUCAAACUUUCGAGUCAUCCGGUCAUGUUUCAUCCAUCCAAAAAAUGUUUUCACUUAUUACUAUAUGUGUGUGUUGAUUAAUUUAAAUAUAUUGCUAUAAAUAUUUUAUUCAUAUGCCGAGUUUAAAAAUAAUAUUGUCAUUGUUCGUUCUAUAUAUAUAUCUCUCUAUUAAUAUUUAAACUGAUUGGUUUUAAUAUUAACAACACAAGAAACACAUCUUUGCUACGAGUUGUACUUAUUUUUUUUAUUGUACAAAUUAAAUGGUUAAUAUUAACUUUGCUCUUUGUCUGAGGGAGACACUUCGAAUCAAGUUUAAACUAAUUGUAUAUAAGUGUACAAAUAUGUGUUGUUAUUGGUCAUAAUAAUGUUUACCCACCCUUAUGCAGAAUUAAUUGUAUUUGAAUCUCCAGCACCAUAAUAAUAAAUAAAUAUUAUUGUGUAUGUAAUGAAUAAUAUUGAAUAAUAUAGUGUUUUAUUGUAAGGAGGCGGAGCGCUGUUCUUUCGCUCAGACAUAGAGUCGGUAUGAAUGUAGAACUUCUGUUGUAUGCCAGUGUGUUAAAUUAUAUAUCUAUUAAUCUUAUUAAAUUCUGUAAAUUUACUCUAUAAUAUAUUAUUAUUAUAUAUACAUAUAUGGUAUAGUUAAUUACUAGGUAAUAUCUCAACCAACUAUCGUAUAACUUUAGAAAAAUAUCAAAAAUUUCAUAUGGCGUCCCUUAACUUUUAUACAAACAUUCAACUUGCUUGUGUCCACUGACAACUGCUAACGAUUCUUUAAGUGUGCAAUUACAAUUUCGUUUUGUAAAUUUUAUCGUUAUAUCCUUAUAAUAUAUUACUUUUUGUGACUGAUAUUUAAGCUUGUAAGUACACUGUGUACUGUUUCUUACUGAAGAAUUUAAUAAAUGUAAGAUUACAAAUAAAAAUUGUGUAUCAAAGUUUGGGGCAUACUUUCGAUCACUUGUUAAAACUAUAUUCAGAUGUGUUGACCUAAUCACUCGAACUAUACAUGGUGUUUCAAGAAACAUGCGCCAAUGCUCGGAGGGGGAUUCGUCAUCCAAAAAUAAAAAAAACUUUUAAAAACAUCUGCCCGAUUUUGUUGAAAUUUGGCAACGUUUGCUACGCUUACCUACAUGAACUUUUUUCUUAUUUUUGAAUGACGAAUCUCUAGCCGAGCAAUGGCGCAUGUUUUGUGAACCACCCUGUAUAUAGUCAUUUAUUAAUUCAAUUCACCACCUCUCAUUUGUAAAUAACAGAGUUAGCUAGUUUUUUUCAUGUCAAACUUAGGUAUGAUUUGUUAUUAAAGUUAUAAACUAUUAUUUAACGUAGCUUUUCUCUUCUCGAAAGGCGAAAGUGGUAUGAAUAAGCAAUAACACUUUUUAUUACUAUCCAUUAAUUUGUUGAUUGAAACGAAGGUGAUUGGUUCGCAUUUUCUAAAUAUAUUUUUAAUUUAUAUGUUUAGAUCAUGACCUUUAGUUGUGUUCUGACUGAAUACAUUGAUUACCGAUAUUUUGGUGUUUUUUCAGUUCACCCCUCGAUAUAUUCCAUUUGCACUCUCUCACUAAGCACGCCUUUGGCGGUUUGUUUUGUUGGGCGGAUUUGGCGUAUAUCGAUCCCUGAACCAUACCUCUAUUUGUUGCUACAUACCAUUGUAAAUGUUAAACAUCUUCAACAGCUUGGUCUGUCCAGGCAAUAAGUAAGCGAUUAUUUGUGAUAGCUAUCCUUGAUUUUGAAUAGCUUUGUGUAUAUGCGCUUGAUAUUGUAUUUCCUUGUCGCUUAGCGGUAUACCAUACAAUUUCGGGCGACGAUACAUGUUUAAAAAGAAUAAACUUUGAAAAUUGUAUAAAUAUAAACUAUCUAUAUGCCUUCAUACUUCCUAACUUAUUAUUAUUAUUAUUAUAAUUAUAUAUAAUAAUGCACUGAAGUAUUUGGGAUGUUAGACUUUUAAUACUUUAGUACUAUCACUGUGCCACUUAAAGUGGACGUUUUAAUAUUAAUCUCAGUACUGGAAUCUUGCACCCAUUACAAACACUUCUUUUAUUGGCGCCCGCAACAUAAACUAUUACAUAAUAGUCAAAUUUUAUUCGAUAGUUGUGAUGCGGGCGAUUAAGCUACCAAAAACUAUCUAUUAUGUAGCAAAAUAAGUUAUUUUUUGUAAAUAAUGGUAGCUCUAAAAUUAUUAUUUAUAUUUUUAUAAACUUAUUGCCCUCUAGACUCCAUCUUUCAGUGUUCAGUGAUUAAAAAAGUAUUAAUAUGGCACAAAAAACAGAUCUUGGUACACUUUCUUUGGAUAAUACAUGAAAAAGUUGUUGUUUGUUAUUUUGUGCUUUUUCCAGUACAUAUAGAAUUAGCUGAAUGUUUUUAAAUAAUUGAAUAUACAUUAUAUACAUAUUAAAAUGCGUUGAUAUAAUUCAUAUCAAACGAAAUGUGCAAUUUAUGAUGGAAAAAAACUUCUAAAAAAAGUUAUGCAUGUUACAUUUGACAGUUGUUUAUCUGUGAUCGCCUUGCGUUUCUGAAUUUUGUGUUUCAAUUAUUCUGUCAAGCAUAUGGGUUUAUUAUUAUUAUAUUAUGAUGUAAUAAUUCUACAUUUCAAUUGUACUGGAUAUUUUGAUUUGUGUUCUUAUUAAAUAUACAUGAUUGAAAAUAUCUUUCUCUCCAAAAAUG